CAUAGACUGUCGACUCACAACCGUGAGUUUUUCUGUCUGGUUCGCAACCGCGAGAGAAGAUUCUACGAAGAUGUGCAUAAAACCUUUUAUCGUCAUACGACUGGUGCUUGUUGUAUUUCUCCCCACUGGCGAGAACUGAAAACAUGCACUCGCAAGCUAUGGCUUCUGUAGGAUUUCUUCUUCAUUCCCCAAAGCUCUUGUCUGCUCACACUUCACUUAAUUCACCAUCUUCUUCUCGCUCUUUUGGUUGUAUGGUUCCUGGAAAAAUUCACGGAUGGAGUGACUUAAAAGUAAGUAGCAGAUGUCAUGGGAAGAAAAUUUUUUCCUUGAGAUCGGCUGUAGAUGAGGUUUCCGUUAUUGACCCACCUCCAUCUCAACCUGAUGGCGACAAGAGCCAAUUCGUUGCCUCUUUGAAAGUAAAGUUAUUGAGUGCUGUUUCCGGACUUAAUAGAGGUCUUGCUGCAAGUAUAGAUGAUCUACAAAAAGCAGAUGCGUCUGCAAAAGAGUUAGAAGCUGUUGGUGGGCCAGUGGACCUCACAGUUGAUCUCGACAAGCUGCAAGGAAGAUGGAAACUCAUAUACAGCAGCGCUUUCUCCUCCCGCACUCUAGGUGGAAGCCGUCCUGGACCUCCCACUGGAAGGUUACUUCCAAUAACUUUGGGGCAGGUUUUUCAACGCAUUGAUGUCCUGAGUAAAGAUUUUGAUAAUAUAGUAGAACUUGAAUUGGGAGCUCCAUGGCCAUUUCCACCUGUUGAAGUGACUGCUACAUUAGCCCACAAGUUUGAACUCAUAGGAACAUCAAAUAUCAAAAUAACAUUUGAGAAAACAACUGUAAAAACAACUGGGAACCUAUCACAACUUCCACCUUUAGAUGUGCCUAGAAUUCCAGAUGCCUUGAGGCCCCCAUCUAACACGGGAACUGGUGAAUUUGAGGUUACCUAUCUCGAUGCUGAUACACGAAUCACCAGAGGCGAUAGAGGGGAGCUUAGGGUUUUUGUGAUCUCGUAACAACUCGACAUGCACAGCUUCUUGUCACUUGAAUUGUAUUUGUACAUCAACUCCUGCUGUAUAUAUGAACGAGCUCAAAAAAAACUUUGGAGCAAGCAUUUGGUUUCUCCGAGGAAAGAGGAAAAAAUCAAGCAGAAUACAAUUAUAUGUUUUUGAUCUACAAAUCGAAUGGCAUUCUCCUGUUAUUGAUUCUUACUACAUUUGGCAACUCAAUGUUAUGCAGAUGAAUCUUCACAGAGCAGAUUGCCAUAAAGAUGAGAAGAAGCAUCCACAAUAAUUUCUUAUUCUGCACAACUAAUUCGUGCAUGUUCUUCUAUUUACUUAUGUAGAUAUAUUUGUUUGCUAAAUCACAUUUGUAGUCUCCAAAAUUUGAGCAAAAUUUUAAUUUGGUCCUUAAAAGUGUUUUGUAUAUCUGAAA
Messenger RNA from Carica papaya (papaya), 1425 nucleotides. Lineage: Eukaryota; Viridiplantae; Streptophyta; Magnoliopsida; Brassicales; Caricaceae. The record is from RefSeq and is a predicted model, not a curated record.